UAUAUAUUGAUAUAAAUACCAUUACUUCUAUCGAUUAACUGCACUAAUCGGACUAAAUUGACAGUAUGCGCAUCUUCGCUUUAGUCGUCCUGUGUUUUGCGACCGCGGCAGCGGUCCCCUACAAUCCUCAUAGGCGUAUAGAUGGUACCCUUGCCAGUAUCACCCAGUACCCCAGCCUCGUCGCUCUGCUUUACGCGUACGAAUGGAGUGUGUAUAUCCAAGAAUGUGCUGGAGUCAUUGUAAACCAUCGUUCCAUCCUUACUGCUGCUCACUGUCCUUAUUUUGACGCAGUCCCGAAAUGGCGAGUCCGUGUGGGUUCUAAUUGGCCAACCAGCGGUGGACAAGUGCAUGGAGUCAAUGGAAUUAUCAUUCACCCGUUAUAUCGACCAAAUUCUUUGGACCAUGACCUCGCUCUUCUGCGUGUUAGUGCCGAUAUACACUUCGACAACUACGCUCAGCCUGCAUGGAUUCCAACCAGUAGAUACUUCGUACCAGAUAACGACCCUCUCUGGGUAGCAGGAUGGGGAGCAGACAGUUAUGGUGCACUGACCGGAUCUCAGCAGCUGCGGCACAUCCAAGUGCAAAGGAUUAACCACAUAAAUUGCAAAAACAGAUACGCAUUCCGUAAGAUACCUGUCACAGACAACAUGAUAUGCUCUGGCUGGGUGACUGGUGGUCGCGACCAAUGUCAGGGUGACUCUGGUGGCCCCGUCUACCACAAUAGUGCUGUUGUUGGUAUCUGGUCUUUUGGCUUGGAAUGCAGCCGCCCAAGUGACUUCCCCAGUGUCAACACCCUCGUUGGUCGCUACCACACUUGGAUUUUGUCUAAUUCAUAAAAAAGGGCUUAACUAAGGAAUGUAUAAAUAAAAAUAAUAACGAAUACUUAUUCUGUUUCUUGACAUAAAUAAAAUUCAUUUAUUUAAUUUCGUUUAAUAUAUUACCAAACAUUGCCAGAUCUUACAAUAAAAGUUACACACAAUACGGUCCUGGGGAUAGAAAUUAGGUUAUUUGAACAAUUUUUGUUAUACGAUUUCAAAUAACUACUACAAGUCAAUGCCUGUAAAAUUAAUUAUACAACAAAAAGUAUUGAAACAUAAAUUUCAAUACAACGUUGGGAUAGAAAGCUGUGUACGGACUCUCAUUACCCGCCAUUUUUGUAAUAAAAAAAUCAAAUUGAGAAGUAUUUUUUUUAUGUUUAGUUUACCUAUUAAGCCAUAAAUAGACACAACAAAAUAAAAUUGACAUUAUCUACCUAUUGCAAUAAAGAUUAUGUUUUAAUAAAUCAACAUUUAUGGCUAGUAACCAAAGAUAGUAAUUA
Spodoptera litura is the source of this 1318-nucleotide messenger RNA. RefSeq names its product trypsin, alkaline C-like. NCBI's taxonomy places the organism in Eukaryota, Metazoa, Arthropoda, Insecta, Lepidoptera, Noctuidae. Gene Ontology annotation, biological process: proteolysis. The record is from RefSeq and is a predicted model, not a curated record. Gene Ontology annotation, molecular function: serine-type endopeptidase activity.